UCUUCUCAUUGGUCUCCCUUCCCCCAAAACGUGGCUACUGCCAUUUCUCACAAUGUCUACCGCCAUCUUUUCUUGUUGUGGUCUGACGAGUGGGGACUGAGCAAAUUACACACAGUCUUUUGUUUAUUUUCAAUUUAAAUUGAAUGCAGCUGCAAAACAGGCAGGGCCCAAACACCAGUAUUAAAUUUGGUGUAGAGAUUGGAAAUGGCCAAGUUUAUUUCACCUUCCAGAAGGCGUUCGAUAGAGAAUGCUCCAGUUUAUUUCCCGAUUGGUUCUGCUAAGUCGAGAAAUGUUUUAAAAGACUACAUAGGCUCUCAGAGUGAAGAAGUCAAGGUUCUUUUUCUUGGUUGUCAAGAUUUGAUGAAUGUGUUGACCACAAUCGCUUCAAAGACCAAUUGCGAUGGAUACCUGACUAUCCAUUUAAAUCAUUCUUGUCCACUCACUUUUGCUCGCAAUGUGCUUAUUGUGAAAGUGAUUUCUUCCAAAGAUUUCAAUGUCAAUGAAGAUAAAGACAUGAGUUAUUUGUGGGAUUUAUGGUAUAAUGCUGUGUGGCCAAAGUCAACCGUUGAUAGAUUUGUAGCAGAUGUUAAAGAACUUGUUGAGAGAGGACUUCCUGAUCUUGGUUUUGCAAUUGAAACCAAACAAUUUGAUGAAUUGAAAAAUGUGUGGAAGGGUUGGCUGGUAUUUUUGGAUAGAAGCUUGAUUCAUUCAUCUCAAACAGAAAAGAUUCUGAAGGAGAGAUCAGAGUUCAUUGCUAACGGCGGUAGGUUUGGAAAGCAACUUCUAGACAGCCUCAUUUCUGCACAGCAUAUUUCGUCGACUCCCUACCUGACAAAGCUAUCAUUGCUGAUUGUAUCUAAAAUGGAAAUCGAAGAUUUUACCGAUUUAUUGAAGCAAAAGUUAAAGCAGGAAGUUGACAAUUACAUUGAAACUGGAAAUUGCCGCUCAUCAGAUCAGCUUUCAUCAACAGCAGCGAUUAAUCCUACCUUUCUCGAGCCAAAAACCUUUCGUUGGCGUGUCAAUAUCUAUUCGUGCCCGUUUGAAGCGUACCUACCGCUGCCUUACUCUGAACUUGAAAUGGCCACCGAGGAUUUUGUUACUACGCCCUAUUGCCAGAAGAUACUGAAGAAUCUUGUUUCAUCCUACAGGACGGUGGCAGAGUUCAUUAACUUUCGUUUCUCUUUGAACGACGAUUUGCAAUUUUGUCACACAGAAGCGACCGAAAAGUUCCAUGUGAUCGAUUGCUCCACUAAUGCGGAGGACUUGGGAUUGCCCAAUAUACUGUUAUCGUGUAGUCGAAGACUUACUUCACCAGAUGCCUUGUUGAUCACAGGAAGUAAAUCCUGUAGCAGGCUGGCUUCUACUACUGCACAAUACGUUGAAGAAGCGCUUUGUGCUCCCAUGAGCAUGAUUCCAACACUUUAUGGCUUUCGAUUAACAAACUCUGUAGAUUUGGGUUGUGCGACUUACUCAAGAAAUGGAAAUUUUGGCGGAUUUACACCCAUCACGUUAACGUGGUCUCCAGCCCCUCAAUUUAGGAAUGUGCCAUUCUGCCUUUCUCCUGCAAUCGACGAUUUUCUGAAGAAACUUCAUAAGAAAUGUUAUUUCCUGGAAGAUUUUGAUCGUGAACGAUUCAAGAAGAACUUGUGCUUCAAAGCUUACACACCCCUGACAUAUUCUUAUGUAGUUGCUCGACUUACUCAACAUGAUCAGCAAGGAUAUCGCCUUCAGUUUGUGAAAGUUGCUCCUCAAUUUAAACUUGCCCAAAAGUCCGUAAGUGAUUGGGUUAAUAAUUUUCCAGUCAUUUUGGUGACAACAAUUCAACCCUUCACGCCUGAAUUGAAAACUUUAUUCAACAAAACAAAAAUCCUGUUUCGAGCCCCAAAUCUCCGUCUGAUUUUGAUACCGAGUAACCAUUUGUUAAAGGUUAGCUUGAAGCUUUUUGCAAUGAAAGAAUCAGAAAAAAAUUACCCGAUUGAUUGGGCGGCCGAGAAUCCUGACGUCCACUACAUUGACAAUUUUGAACUGCUUUAUCACAAGAAUGAUGCUGGUCGCUUACGUUCUAUGCAACUUUCAUUUAUCCAGCCAUUAACGUAUGAUUUGUCACUGGAUCAUUGUGCAGUGCUCGUCGAAGUUUUUACUGGCUCGGUGAUGAUGAACAUGGGUGCGGUUGCAGAUAUGGAGCGGCAAGGAAUCAAGAACUGGGUGAUAGACAGCAGUCCUUUUCUGUCUUUCUCAUCAUCGAUAUCACAAGAAGUUCUCAUGAAAGCUGUCAGCUGUCAAGAAUCAGCACACGAUUUUGUCGUCGAAAUCAGCGUUCACUCCAAGGAUGUUCUAAAAAGAUUAAAAAUUGCAACUGACCACGAACCUCCAUGCGAGGCGACACACGAGAUUACCUUCUUAUUUUCCGAGCCGGAAGAGAUUAGUCCCCUGACGUUGUGUUUUCCUCAUCCAUUCCUGGUGGAUUUCGUCGAAGCUCGUUUCCGUCGUUCUGUUCGCCGCAUUCGCGUGAAAUUGAAGAAAGCAUUAUGGGAACCGUGGCCUGCGAGUUUUCAUGAGAAAGCAAAGUGGGACGUUGACCAAUUGAGCUGUUGGAAGCAAUCCCCAACGUGGAAAGAAUCCGUGUCUGAACUCAUGUCUCACAUAGCUGCCCAAAAGACCUUAAAUACCAUUAACAAUUUUUUGGGUCUCAGCAAUUUUGGAAACGCGGUGCAUCUGCCAGAGCUGAGACUGCUCCCUCCUCUGGAAGUUGUUCGAAACAUAAUUGGUACCAUAUUCAACUACCAUGUCGAACAGGGGUGUGAUAUUUUCGUCGCCUACAAUAUUUCCACUCCCCAAUCAAUGGCCGAAUUUGUGUUAGAUUCAGUGACAACGAAGGAACCCGAAUUUGUUUUUCGGGUACAUCGCCCAACUCUCCGUUCACCGUGUGGUAGUCCAAUGCUACUGAUUUCUGCCCUGGAUUGCCGUCUUUCUAAAAAACUGGUGGAAAAGGGGCGUUUGCAGGCUGAAAAGGCGACUGAAUACUUACAGCGCGUCUUUGUUCAAAAGAAAAAGAAACAGGGUCCGAUGAUUGUGAACACCACUGAAGAAGGAAGUAAACUGUUGCGUUACGUACUCCGCUUAAACUCCACGAAAAUGAAGCCUAGUUCCUGGCAAGAGAAAUAUCUUGCACUGGACAAGUACAGUCCAUUCUUGGCAACCUACAUCUCGCCACUUUAUCGAGAAAAAGGUGUGUGCCCGGUCGAGGAAGAAGAUGCUCUGGGUGAAAUAAUCGACAAGGUUUUUAAGGAAACAAGUGCACCGAAAGAGAGUCCACCGAACCCAUGUUCUGGAUGUGGUAAACAAUCAUGCGAUAAGUUUAAGCGUUGUUUGAGAUGCAAGAUAACUGCGUACUGCUCCAUCGAGUGUCAGCGAUCCGACUGGAGGAAACACAAGUUAGUGUGUGCCAAAUCUAAUCAUUGAAAUUAAGAUUUCAUCAAGAAAAUGUCAUUCGAGAAAA
Molecule: messenger RNA, 3499 nt
Organism: Daphnia pulicaria
Lineage: Eukaryota; Metazoa; Arthropoda; Branchiopoda; Diplostraca; Daphniidae
Exons: 5
Coding region: 205-3462 (1085 amino acids)
Biological process (GO): regulation of transcription by RNA polymerase II
Cellular component (GO): nucleus
Molecular function (GO): DNA-binding transcription factor activity, RNA polymerase II-specific
Source: RefSeq, a predicted model, not a curated record